Molecule: messenger RNA, 795 nt
Organism: Striga asiatica
Lineage: Eukaryota; Viridiplantae; Streptophyta; Magnoliopsida; Lamiales; Orobanchaceae
Source: the annotation of a GenBank genome assembly
AUGGGAUCGGAGUUUCUUGACAUUCCAUGUCGGUCAUCUUCACCAAUCCCUGUUAAGGAAACUCUUCUUUUAGCGGAGCUGUGGAGUCGAAGAUGCUUGGAGGAGGAAACCAUAAUCAAUUUUGAUGUUAUAGCGAUAAAAUAUUUAAUGCAAGUGAAGGAAAUUAAUUUGGGUUUCGAGGUAUCGAUUUCUCACCAUUUCUAUCAUGUUGAGAUGGAUUUUACAGUGGUGAGUUAUGAUGUUGAAACUGUCUCGAAUUUCCUUAGCAUGAGUGAAAAAUCAUCAACAUUUGAUUUGUCAACAGUGAAGGAUGUAUAUCGGCGUCGAAAUGCAACUAAGAUGAAAAGAAGAUACAACGAUUUAGAUCCUUAUCAGAAGCAAGUGUAUUGUGCUAAAAAAAAUAAACAUCGCAAGGGACAAAUAUGGGCGUUGCAUGUCUUGAUACCGAUGAAGUUUCAUCUGGACCUGAAGAGCAUGACCACAUGGAAGAAAGUCUACCAUAAAUGCAAAUGUCACGGCGGUUGGGAAUAUAAGUGUCAAAGAUGGGGAGAGUGGGAUUCUUUCUCAAUAUGCGAUUUCUCGAUGUAUAUUUACUUCUACAAAAAGGAGGUCCCACAGAUAAAUACAAAGCUGGUGCAGUGGGGGAGAACUGAGAAGUACAAGCUUAUACUUGCAAUGAUGAUUUGUGAUCAGUUCCAUCUUUCAAGGUUUGAAGCAAGAUACACAAUUAAUCUUGAAUUUCGUUUGGUGCUUUUGGUGACACUCAAGUCAACACAUUAUAAAAGCAACUCAUAA